AUGGCCACUUUCUUGACUAAGUUUACCAGAAUUCCUCUUAAGGACAUUGCUAAAGCCGCUGACUCUCUUUUCCCAGAGCUCAACGCUGAAGCUAAGGCUUUGGCUUCCCAGUUCACCACCUUGUCUAACAGACUCAACGAGCCAGAGUCUUUGGUCACUUUGAACAACAACUUGAGAACCAAGACUUUCAUUGUUGGCCACACUCCAGCUAAGGUUGACUUGGAUGUCUUCGCCAAGGUCUUGCCUGUUGCCCAGCAGUGGAAGCUGGCUGAGGAGUACGCCCAGUUCAGACACAUUAUUAGAUGGGCUGACUUGGUUCAGAACACUCUUGUGGAAGUGCCACAGGAGGAGCAGUUGAAGGUCAACUUCGACACUGAGGUUCCUCGUGAGAUUAAGGAGAAGAAGAAGCCAGCCAAGGAAGGUGCUGCUGCUGCUGGUAAGGAGGCUGCUCCAGCUAAGGCUGAGAAGGCUGCUUCCCCAGCUGAGUCUGGUAAGAAGGAGAAGAAGCCAAUCUCUGAGGAGGACAAGAAGGCUUCUGCUGAGGCUGCUAAGGCCAAGAAGGCUGCUAAGGCCAAGGCCAAGGCUGAACAACAAGCUAAGCAGGCCGCUGCUGCUGUUCCUCCAAACCCAGGUAUGAUCGACUUGAGAGUUGGUUUCAUCCAGAAGGCUGUCAAGCACCCAGAUGCUGACUCCUUGUACAUGUCUACUAUUGACAUGGGUGACGCUGAAGGCCCAAGAACUGUGUGUUCUGGUUUGGUCAAGUACGUUCCUUUGGAGGACAUGCAAGAGAGAUACGUUGUCUGUGUGGCCAACUUGAAGCCAGUCAGCAUGAGAGGUGUCAAGUCCUGUGCCAUGGUCUUGUGUGCUUCUAACGACACCACCGUGGAGUUCGUCAACCCACCAGCUGGCUCUAAGCCAGGUGACAAGAUCUUCUUCGAGGGCUACAAUGCUACCCCAGAGAAGCAAUUGAACCCUAAGAAGAAGGUUUGGGAGACUGUCCAGCCUGGUUUCAGCACCACCGAGAACUUUGAGGUUACUUACACUGCUGAGGGUAAGGAACCAGCUAAGUUGGUCAACGAGAAGGGCGAGCUCUGUAAGAACAGCACCAUUGCCAAGGCUGAGGUGAAAUAA
This is a messenger RNA of Candidozyma haemuli, 1131 nucleotides long. It is a transcript of the gene ARC1, whose product is annotated as Arc1p. Gene Ontology annotation, cellular component: methionyl glutamyl tRNA synthetase complex. Lineage: Eukaryota; Fungi; Ascomycota; Pichiomycetes; Serinales; Metschnikowiaceae. The coding region runs from base 1 to 1131 and encodes 376 amino acids. The transcript has a single exon. Gene Ontology annotation, molecular function: tRNA binding. The record is from RefSeq and is a predicted model, not a curated record.